CCCCCGCCCCCCAAAUGGCCAAAGCUGCAGUGUGAGGCAAUCGCUCUACCCUUGACCCUUUCCUCUGCGCAGUGAGUGAUGGCUUUUUUAUCUCCCGGUGAUGAAGCACAGCCUUCAGCUGGGGACAUUUAAAACGCAGGACCCAGGGGCGGACCUUGAGGAGCCCUGACAGCAAGGUGCAAAGGCAGCAGCGGCAGCCCGGCCACUGCCCCAUCGGCCGCGCACCAUGCUGCUGGCAACGUUUAAGCUGUGCGCGGGGAGCUCCUACAGACACGUGCGCAACAUGAAGGGGCUGAGGCAGCAAGCUGUGUUGGCCAUUGGCCAGGAGCUGAACCGGAGGGCCCUGGGGGGCCCGAGCCCUGGCACCUGGAUUAACCAGGUUCGGCGGCGGAGCUCUCUGCUUGGCUCUCGGCUGGAAGAGACUCUCUACAGCGACCAGGAGCUGGCCUACCUUCGGCAGGGGGAGGAGGCCAUGCAGACGGCCUUGGACAUCCUCGGCAAUCAGGAGGGCUGGAAGAAGGAGACCCAGCAGGCGAAUGGGGACAAGGUGCUGAGCAAAGUGGUCCCGGACGUGGGCAAGGUGUUCCGGUUGGAGGUGGUGGUGGACCAGCCCGUGGAGAGGCUCUAUGAAGAGCUUGUGGAUCGCAUGGAGACGAUGGGAGAGUGGAACCCGAAUGUCAAGGAGAUCAAGGUCCUGCAGAAGAUUGGAAAAGAUACGGUCAUCACCCACGAGCUGGCUGCAGAAGCAGCAGGAAACCUGGUGGGGCCGCGCGACUUUGUGAGCGUGCGCUGUGCCAAGCGCCGGGGCUCCACCUGCGUGCUGGCUGGCAUGGCCACACAAUUCGGGAAGAUGCCUGAGCAGAAAGGCGUCAUCAGAGCUGAGCACGGUCCUACCUGCAUGGUGCUCCGUCCCCUGGCUGGAAGUCCCUCAAAGACCAAACUCACCUGGCUGCUCAGCAUUGACCUCAAGGGGUGGCUGCCAAAGACGAUCAUCAACCAGGUCCUAUCACAGACGCAGGUGGAUUUUGCCAACCACCUGCGCAAGCAUCUGGAGUCCAGCCCUGCCCAUGAAGCCAGGUGUUGAAGACCAACCUGCUGCUGCCACUGUGCCCAGCUGCACUGGUUUGUGUGCACGUUAGGACAAUCCCCGAGGAAGCCUGCACAUCUGUCUCAGAUCUCCACCUGGCGACAGUGGAUGGGGUGGGUGGAGUAUGAUACUAGGGCUGACUCAGACAGGUGAUGGUUUUAGUGCCAAGAAAAUAAGGAUGAGGCUCUUAGAUAAAGAGGUAACUUCAUUCACACAUUAGCUGUUCAGGAGCCUUAGAAGGUUAAGGCUCCUAAAAUAUUUGUGCAACUUUUUUCUGGGCCCUUACAAGUUCACCUAAAGCCUCUUAAACAUGCUAAUGGCUGGCAGUGGAUGCGGAGGAUGUUAACUACAGGGACUGGGAAAUUUUGUUUCAUGGGCCCAAGAAUGCUCUUCCCUGCAGCAGUACGUGCGGACAAAGCGGAGUCUCGCAAAGGAGGCUCCAGCAACCCUCUGCUCCUCCACCAAGUAGCUACAGAGCUACACUAAAGAGCAAGCAACUGCCCGCAGCAGGCACCUUCUAGAAAUAUAGCCCAAGUUUUCUCCAUGGAAAACUAUAAAACUAAUUGUUAGACUGGCUUCUCUACUUCUUCCCUAAGCACCAGUCAGAAUAAAGAGUCAUAAUUAACACAAAAACAUUAGUCUGGACCUGCUUUAAAAUUCUACUCUUAGAUUACAACUUCAUACUAGAGUAGUCCCGGAAGUUUUUUUUUUUUUUAAGGUAGAUACUCUCUCCGUCGCCCCAGGUAGAGUGCAG
Molecule: messenger RNA, 1841 nt
Organism: Microcebus murinus (gray mouse lemur)
Lineage: Eukaryota; Metazoa; Chordata; Mammalia; Primates; Cheirogaleidae
Gene: STAR
Product: steroidogenic acute regulatory protein
Biological process (GO): steroid biosynthetic process; intracellular cholesterol transport; regulation of steroid biosynthetic process
Cellular component (GO): mitochondrion
Molecular function (GO): cholesterol binding; cholesterol transfer activity
Source: RefSeq, a predicted model, not a curated record